AUGUCGGACCUAUUCCAUCCAAAGACAUAUCAUCAGCUGCAGACAAAGUUCAUUGACACUGUAAUACCAGACUUGAAAGAAGAUGGCAUCACUUUAAACAAUUUUGAAGUUUUCGAUGACCUCCUCACGAUUUUAGAAGCAUCUUUUAGAGCCCAGGACAGUUUCACCGCCUCUGACGGGAAGCAGCAUAGUCUACUACCCAUCCCCUCGAAGGAAGCGCUACAUCUAGUUUUCACGUUGGCCUCGAGGGCGUCUCGAUCCAACUGGACUGCGACCCAGUCAUUCACCAAGAAUGGAGUUGGAGAAACUCUUGAACACAUUCGGAAAUCAAACCUGUUCAACCAUGCCUGUUUGCAUAAGUCACCACUCAAUGGCCGCAGUAUUGCCGUGCUACAGAAUUACGUGAACCUUGCAAGAAACACCCAGAGCAAACUGCCGUUGUAUGAAUUGUUAGUAUCUUGUGUUUCUGAUUUCAUCGCGAAACCCAACUUGAAAAAGAAUACUGCCUUUUUCAAAGUCGACACCCCCAUAGAGACCGAGCAAGAUGCAAAAUUGGAAAAGCCGGAGCCAAAACGACGGCGGGUGGUGUUGGACAAGAGUGGGAGAGAAAAGGAAGACAAAAUGAUAGCCAUUAGCGACUCUGACUCGGACGGUACCGCGGACGUGACGACAAGUAUUGUAGAAUCUCAGCAGGAUGCCCAGCAGGGGUCACAGGAAACACUGAAGGAUCUGGAACUACCCAUGCUUGCAAAGAUCACGGCUCGACCGACAGAGACUUGGAACGGGUUACGAGUUUAUGAUGAGCCUUUGCUCAAGGACAAGAUUGGUGGUGCGAGCAGAUUCAAUUUGUGGGAAUUGAUCAACUGGGUCUUCUACUGCUCGGGCUUAUCCAGUUUGUGCUACAAUGGCGAACGAACGGCGUGCCAUUCAAUUUACGAGGCGCAGUCGCAGAACCUCGGCAUAAUCUUUGACGUUAUUGAAAUGAACUUGGUGGUUGAGUUGCAGCAGCUAUUCUCAUCUGGCGAUCCCUAUCUUUGGCUCUAUCUGGCCCCAGCAAGUAAGAAACGAUUGGCGUGCUUGCGAGUUGAAGAUAGCAAUAGCAUGUUGCUUCUGCGGUUGACAAAGGUCUUGGGGCAUUCCCGUUUGCGGUGGUACGAUCGCAUAGUUGAAUUCACUUUGAACGGGCUAGCUCCAGAAACGGCUCCAUUCCCCGAGGCGUGUUAUCCGCAUGAAAUGACACUUGUCAGGAAGGAAGCCAAUAGGAAGCAAAAGAGACCCACGAGCAACGGAAGGGGAGGCCAAAACGUGGAGCACGUUGAGCAGUCGGACGACAAUGUCGACUCGAUGAACUUACGUUUCAAGAUUUGCAAUGUUGUCUUUUACUGGAGUCUUGCGUUUGACGAUAUGAUGGAGACCAACAAGUUUCUAUUGGGAAGGCGAAGUAAUGCCGAGCAGUUGAAACCGCUGAUUUUCGUUAAAGAACUUUGUAAAAAACUUGAAGAUGUUGAUCACCGAUACCUCGUUGAAUUCUAUCUUUCGGCAGCAAACCCCUCGCAACAGAUACCGGCAAGGUAUAGAAAUAUGUUCUUGGUCAGGCUUUCUAGCGGGUUGCUCAGGAGAAUCACAAGUUCCCUCAGCGAGGAUUUCGAGUUGAAAACCCACUUUGAUGAUGACACCUACCAAAUCGAUAACCUUGAUUUGAUCUUGAAAUGGAUCAACGACCCGCUGGUUUACUCCCUGGUUACAGAAAACGAGCUAUUUGGUUCCUUUGACGAAUUCUAUCAAACGUGGAUGAAGUUGAACUUUAUACUCGAAUGGCUCUUGAUGUGGGUGUUUCAAGAUCUCCAAGCCGCUGGCAAUGACAUUUGCACCGAUCAAUUAGUUAUCGACGAAUUGGCCGAUGGCGACGCGGUACGCGACGAGAAAUAUUUUGGACAUAUCAAGCAUUGCCAAAAGCCUGUCGAGGAAACAGGUUUGAAAUUUCAAGUUUCAAAAGAGAUGGCUGACAUUUACGAAGCGAGGUUUCGAAACCAUGAUGACUAUGUAUCAAUUGGAGACUACAUGUGA
Molecule: messenger RNA, 2067 nt
Organism: Lodderomyces beijingensis
Lineage: Eukaryota; Fungi; Ascomycota; Pichiomycetes; Serinales; Debaryomycetaceae
Source: the annotation of a GenBank genome assembly